Messenger RNA from Coffea arabica (coffee), 3048 nucleotides. The record is from RefSeq and is a predicted model, not a curated record. NCBI's taxonomy places the organism in Eukaryota, Viridiplantae, Streptophyta, Magnoliopsida, Gentianales, Rubiaceae.
AUGGAGAAAUUUCACAACCUUUUCCCACUUGGACUACUUGUGUUGCUAUGCUUUCUUUCAGCUUCCUUCGCCAUGUUCCCGACCAAUAUUACCACUGAUCAGUCAUCUCUUCUUGCCUUCAGAGCUCACAUUUCGGUUGACCCUCUACAAAUCUUGGCCAAAAACUGGUCUGUCAGCUCUUCGGUCUGCGAUUGGAUUGGAGUCUCUUGUGGCUCUCGGCAUCGUAGAGUGACUGCCUUGGACAUUUCAAAUAUGAAUCUUUCCGGCACCUUACCUCCACAACUGGGAAAUCUAUCAUUUCUCGUCUCUCUUAACAUGAGUAUGAACAAUUUCCAUGGAGAGAUGCCGCAUGAAAUUGCUCGUUUGCGCCGAUUGAAAGUACUUAUUUUGGCCAUCAACAAUCUCAAAGGAGAGUUACCCUGGUGGAUUGGUUCAUUUCAUCAGCUUCGUCACUUGAAUCUUAGAAACAAUAGUUUCACUGGUCUAAUCCCUUCUUCCAUCUCGAACAUGUCAAACCUACAGUAUAUAGUUCUUUCUAACAACCAUCUGCUAGGAGACAUUCCCACAGGGAUUUUCAAUAUUUCCUCGCUUCAAUUCAUUGACCUUAGAAAUAAUGGCCUGUCUGGAGUUCUUCCAAGUGACAUGUGUUACCAUCUUCCUGGACUGAGUAUCCUUUCCCUAUCAUUUAACAAGUUAUAUGGUGAAUUACCAUCAAGUAAUUUAGCUCAAUGUUCAGAACUUCGGGUGCUGUCUUUGUCUUACAACGAAUUUGGAGGUUCCAUACCAAAAGAAAUUGGAGCACUGAAGAAGCUUGAGGAGCUAUACUUGGGUUACAACUAUUUAGAAGGAAACAUUCCUAUAGGGAUUUUCAACAUUUCCUCGCUGCAAAUCAUUGACCUUACAAAUAAUGGCCUGUUCGGAGUUCUUCCAAGUGAUAUGUGUUACCAUCUUCCUGGACUGAGUUUUGUUGGCCUAUCAAAUAACAAGUUAAAUGGUCAAUUACCAUCAAGUAAUUUAGCUCAAUGUUCAGAACUUCGGGUGCUGUCUUUGUCUUACAACGAAUUUGGAGGUUCCAUACCAAAAGAAAUUGGAGCACUGAAGAAGCUUGAGGAGCUGUACUUGGGUCACAACUAUUUAGAAGGUCAAAUUCCAAAAGAGAUUGGUAAUUCAACUAUGAUUAAAUGGCAACAUUUUGGAUACAACAACUUAACAGGUGUCAUACCACGAGAGAUUGGUAACUGGUACUUUCUCCAACAACUCAACUUACAAUUCAAUAGCUUAACUGGUUCCAUACCAAUGGAGAUCUUCAACCUCUCAAAGUUGAGCGCGAUGUCACUUUUACAAAAUCAACUAUCAGGCAAUCUUCCAUCAAUAUUCGGUUAUAGGCUUCCCAAUUUAGAAUACCUUGAUCUCGGCAUUAAUCACCUUUCUGGAGCAUUACCUAGUUCAAUCUCAAAUUCUUCUAAUCUCCGUCGCAUAGAAUUGGGUGAUAACAAGUUCAUGGGUCCAAUUCCCACUUCCAUGGGAGAUCUGAGGUUCCUUGAACUGCUGGAGCUAAGUGGCAACCUUUUAGUGAGCGACUCCUCAUCUCCAGAGUUGAGCUUCAUCACCUCACUGACAAAAUGCAAAUAUUUGUCAAUAUUGGUCUUGGGUGGCAAUCCAUUGAAUGGGAUCAUUCCAAACUCGGUCAGUAAUCUUUCAACUUCCCUUGAACAACUAAAUGCAACGAAUUGUAAAAUAAAGGGUAGCAUUCCUGAUGGAAUUGGAAACUUGACAAGUUUGAUCAUAUUAGAUCUAUCAAACAAUGACUUAAAUGGGUCUUUGCCAGCUACAAUAAAAGAUUUGCAAAAGCUUCAAUACAUGGAUCUCAGUAUGAACAAACCAAUUAGCAGAGUUCCCCUGCAUUUUCUUUGUGCUCUCAACAACUUGGAUACAAUGAACCUUGGACAAAAUCAAUUUAUGGCCUCAAUUCCAAAGUGCCUCGGAAAUCUUACUUCCCUAAGGCAUCUUGACCUAAGUCACAACAGACAAUAUUCUGCUCCACCUGAGGAAAUAUGGAACCUAAAAUAUCUCUUGGAGCUUGACCUCUCCUCAAAUCUGCUGAGUGGAUCUUUGUCGUAUGCUAUUACGAAUAUGAAGAAGGCAUAUUGGGUAGAUUUGUCAACCAAUCAGUUCUCAGGUGGCAUUCCUAACUCAAUUGGAGAUAUGCAGAACCUGCAAAAUCUUUCUCUAGCACACAAUAGAUUACAAGGAUCAAUCCCAGAAUCGAUUGGCAAGAUGUUAAGCUUGGAGUCAUUGGAUCUAUCACAUAACUUUCUCUCUGGAUCAAUUCCAAUGUCAAUGGAGAUCCUUCGGUAUCUUAGACAUUUCAAUGUCUCUUUUAACAAUUUAAGUGGUGAAGUUCCUUCCAGAGGGCCUUUUAUCAACUUCACUGCCGAAUCCUUCACUUCAAAUCAAGCCCUCUGUGGAGCUCAAAGGUUUCAUGUGCCCCCAUGUCCAAAUAAUUCAGCUCACAAAUUGAGAACAAAAAAGUUGCAUCAAACAAUUUUUAUUCUACUGGGGGUGAUAAUAGCAGCGGGAGUCUUGUCCUUUGGAUUUGUUUACCUAAGAUAUCGAAAGAAAGAUACACUUUCCAGUGGAGCAAAUUUAUCCUUAGUUGCAAUGCCAGAAAGAAUUUCAUAUUUUGAACUUCUACAAGCAACUAACAGGUACAAUGAAAGCAAUUUGCUGGGGGCUGGAAGCUUUGGAUAUGUUUAUAGAGGUACUCUUGAUGAUGGAAGGGAUGUGGCUGUUAAAGUGUUCAAUUUACAAGUCGAUGGAGCGUUCAAGAGUUUUGAUGUAGAAUGUGAGGUGUUGCGCAAUCUUCGCCAUCGAAACCUCACAAGAGUCAUUAGCAGCUGCUCUACCCCUGAAUUUAAGGCAUUAGUGCUUGAGUUCAUGCCGAAUGGGAGUCUUGAGAAGUGGUUGUAUUCGCACAACUAUUUUCUGGAUCUGAUGCAGAGAUUGGACAUAUUCAUUGAUGUGAUCAAGACAUGGUUGCCCAUCUAA